AUGUCUAUGGACAAUAGAGUCAGUGGCAGUGGCAGCAACAACACCUCAACAUCAACUUCAACAUCAACAGCGGUACAUAAUCAACUUGGUGAACUGAUUGUUGAAGCCUUACACAGACACUCAUAUACAACAGCGAUAUACUAUGCUGACAAGUUAUUGCAAUUGUCAUUGGUUGCACCUCCAAAUGUAUACUCUGAGAACUUGUAUAUGUUGUGUAAUUGUUUGUUUAGUGAUGGACAGUACAAGAGAUGUACAUACUUGUUGCAACAGUUUAUGAGACAAAAGACAUCUGGUGUACAGCGCAAACAUAUCUAUCUGGCGGCAAGGUCAAAGUUCAGAUUGGGCGAAGGCGACUACGAGCAAUGCAUUCAAAUACUUGGCGAGGAUGAUGAAUCAAUGUACAGGCAAUACAAUAUCGUUGAGGAUACACCAACUACCACGACCAACAACAAUACAAUACAGAUGUCAUCAAUGAUGUCAAUGCUUCGUGGUAAGAUCUACGAGGCCAUGGACAAUCAGAAGAAGUCAAAGUACUGGUAUAUCAAGUCAUUGAAGCAAGAUUAUAAGAACUAUGAGGCAUUCGAAGCAUUGAUCAAUGGACAUAUACUUAACUAUUCUGAAGAGUUGGAGCUCAUUGCAUUGUUGAACUUCUCUCGAUCAGACAAAUGGUUACAAGAGCUGUACCUAACAUCUUUAAAGAAGUAUGAAUCACCAAACAACAACAAUAAUAAUAAUAAUAGUAUCAUUAGCCGAUUCCUUAGGAUGGAUUGUGGCGAUGAGACGUUGAGCCAGACACUGGCACAGAGCAAUGAUUGUAGAUCAUCACUGGCAGAGUACUACUUCUAUCAGUAUCACUACAGGGAGGCAUACGACAUCACCAACAGUAUAUUCAAGGAGGACAAGUAUUAUAACAAUCAGACAUGUCUGCUGGUGCACCUCUCCUCGAUGUAUGAGCUGGCCAUGAAGAACGAGCUGUUCUACACGUGCCACCAGCUGAUCGAGAAUCACACGCAGCCCGCCAUCGCAUGGUAUGGCAUCGCGUGCUACUACCAUCUGAUACAAAACAGCGAGAUGACACAGAAGGCCUUCAACAAGUCGACCACACUCGAUCCCAAGCUCGGCGCCGCUUGGCUAGGCUUUGGCCACUACUUUGCCAGCAAGGGCGAGCAUGACCAGGCCAUGUCCGCGUAUCGCACGGCCUCCCGCCUGCUCACCGGCCUUCACCUGCCCCUGCUUUGCAUCGGCAUGGAGUUGAUUGGCGUGCACAACCUCAAUCUGGCCGAGCAGUAUCUUGCCCAAGCCAAGGACAUUUGUCCGUACGACCCCCUGGUCUACAACGAGAUGGGCGUCAUCGCCUACAAGAACAACACGUUUGGCAAUGCCAUCCAGUUCUUCCUCAAGUCGCUGGAGAUUGCCACAAAGAACUCGGCGCUCUCAUCGCUCAGCAACAACAACAACAACAUCAACAACAACUCGUCCUUGCUGUCAUCGUCGUCAUCGUCAAUGUCAGCCAUCGCCAGACGCCAGCAACAACCAAGAUACACGGUGGCCAUGGAGGCCACGCUGUUCAACCUGGCGCACAGCUAUCGCAAGACCAGACAGUUUGACAAGGCCGUGCACUACUAUCGCAUCGCACAGACACUGUCACCAAACAACGCGUCCAUAUUCACUGCGCUGGGCUUCACACAUCAUCUACAGGGUCAGUUCGAAGAAGCCAUCGAUCUCUACCAUCAGUCACUGUCGAUACGCGAUGACUCCUUCACCAACACGUUGCUCAACAAGGCAUUGUCACUGUCGAUACUGGGUCAUGACUGA
This is a messenger RNA of Acytostelium subglobosum LB1, 1815 nucleotides long. RefSeq lists its product as hypothetical. The record is from RefSeq and is a predicted model, not a curated record. Lineage: Eukaryota; Evosea; Eumycetozoa; Acytosteliales; Acytosteliaceae. The transcript has 4 exons. Gene Ontology annotation, molecular function: protein binding. The coding region runs from base 1 to 1815 and encodes 604 amino acids. Gene Ontology annotation, biological process: cell division.